UUUUUUGAAACUUUAGGAUAAUAGUUUUAAUAUUAUUUUAUGUGUAGAGCUUUUUACUUGCCCUUAAAACCGACCACAAGGACUUUUACUCCCCCCAUUAUUUUUUUACAAAUGUCAAAUAACGAAAUGAACGGGAAGAAAUUUAAAAUGUCAGUCGGAACUUGGUGCGCAGCUUUGAAAAAAUCGAAAAUUUUAGCGAAUUAAAUUUUGGGUGAAAUUGUGACUAUAUGUAUAUGAAAAAUGUCUAAAAAUAUGAAAUAAAAAUUUGUUACGAAUCGGAAUCGUGCACUAUUUAUAAGUUUUGAACAUUGCAAAGAUAAACAACAAGUAACAAUGAAGUCUUAACAUUGUGGCGAAUAUGAAAACUUUUGUGAAAAGUUUCCAUUAGUUUUCCUAUUUUUAGUUCUAAAUAAAUGUAUACUUCUGUGGCGUAAACAAAUUACAGCAAUUGAAUUGGGAAUAAUGGAUGUUCUGCCAGAGAAUUCGACUGUAGUACGGGAUGUUACCGAAAACAUAACCAAACCAACUACCGGAAGUAAUAUGCUGGAUCUCACAGCGGAUUCACAAAAUGUUGAACUAUUUAAUGAAAAAAAUGAAAUGGGCGUGUAUUGUUCGCCAGAAGGCAGUUUAAUUGCUAAGACCACUAGCACAACAACCAAACUAACAACAACGGAUGGUUCAAUUACUACAUUAACCUCGACAACAUUCUCUCCACUUAAAAUACAGUAUUUCGCUAGCUUCCAUCAGAUAUGUGUCGUGUCGGCAUUACUUCCACUUGUAACUUUACUAUCCUGUUUUGUCAGUGCAUUGGUCUUCCAAUAUGAUGAAGUACAUGAAACACAUUGUCGUGUUUACAAUAUUGUACCAUCGAUAAGUGCAAUUACUGGGGUCAGUCCUCAACGCUAUUUUUGGCGUUUAAGUAUUGCAUUUCACCUAGGCCCGCGUUUGCCAAUUGCCUUUAUAUACAAAAACUACUAUCGUAGUCUCUUGGAACAAUUGGAACGACGAGCACCUCACCAAGUGCCGAUAACCAAUUUGUUGAUAACUUUAAUUUUGAUAUUGAAUUGCAUCGAAAUUAUAUCGUUAGGCGGUGUUACUUAUAUAUCGAACCGAGAAAAUUAUCCAAUACAUGAAAAAAUUUUUAUAACGUUUAUGAUUUGCUCCUUGUGUCACAUGUUGGCCACUAUUAAAUUGAAUGAAAUUUUGCAUGAUGAUCACGGAGAGUUGCCACCUUCACAACGAGAGUCAAUUAAAUGGAAGAAAAUACUCUUUGCCAUAUCAAUACUGAGCACUAUUGGGUUAUUAAUAUUUUUUGCCAAACAUCGUUUCUAUUGCCAUGACAUGGCUUUCAGUUGGUUUGCUUUCUUCGAAUACGUAAUUGCUGUUGCAAAUAUGCUAUUUCAUUUUACCAUUAUAUGGGACUUUCCAUCUCAACAUAUGCUGAUUAUACAAGGAUCUCGCACAAAUAUUGAACAAAUGUUUAAUCCGCCAAAAAAGAGAGAUUAAUUCUUGAAUUCACUAUUUCUUUGUAUUCUUCUUCGAAGAUAAUAUUUAAUGUACAAGUUUCCUUCGCUUUACAAAUACCAGUGCUUCCGUGCUUAUUGUUGGACACUGAAAAUAUUGGUGACAAAGCGAUCUUUUAGGUGCUAUAGUAUCUACCUUUUUAUCUAUCUAUUUAUCUAUCUACUAUU
This is a messenger RNA of Teleopsis dalmanni, 1691 nucleotides long. Its product is annotated as post-GPI attachment to proteins factor 2-like. Gene Ontology annotation, biological process: GPI anchor biosynthetic process. The record is from RefSeq and is a predicted model, not a curated record. Gene Ontology annotation, cellular component: endoplasmic reticulum membrane; Golgi membrane. Lineage: Eukaryota; Metazoa; Arthropoda; Insecta; Diptera; Diopsidae. The transcript has 5 exons. Bases 463 to 1506 code for a protein of 347 amino acids.